This is a messenger RNA of Phytophthora nicotianae INRA-310, 825 nucleotides long. RefSeq lists its product as hypothetical. The coding region runs from base 1 to 825 and encodes 274 amino acids. The transcript is spliced from 3 exons. The record is from RefSeq and is a predicted model, not a curated record. NCBI's taxonomy places the organism in Eukaryota, Oomycota, Peronosporomycetes, Peronosporales, Peronosporaceae.
AUGAAGAUUUUCGUGGCUAUCGUUGUGGCCUCUUGGGCUGCUGCAGACACAAUCGUGUGCUCUGCAACGGGUGUAGCAACUUGUAGCAGCUUGAACGGACCCUUUUGCGAAGGUUUGGGACCUGGAUUCGCAGUGCCGCCACCACAUGCAAGGCAAAACCUCGACAUUGAUGUAGAGGAGCUGGCGGUUAUCGAAUCGGAGAAGAAUCUCAAGGUCGAGAAGGUUCUCAAGCAGUACGAGUUACAGGCCGCUAUUAGCGAAGCAGCUGCGCUCGAAGAGGAAGAGGACAUUAUUCUUGACAUUGAGAUGCUGCUGGACGAGAGUAUUGCUCUGCUGAACGAGCUGGAAGAGGACGACGACACGAGUCCGAUGGCUGGUGCGUUCGCGUUCAGCAGCGCAAACGGAGCGUUUGAGCUGCUGGAAAGGAUGGAUGGAGACGAGUUGAAGGAAUUCUUUGAGACGGCGCUGGACGAGGUGCUGCUGUCAGUGGAAGCGGCAUUGCAGGAGCUGUCGCCUAACGCAGCGCAGGGCGUGCGGACCUCGUUACGUCAACUCAAGGCACUGAAAGACUACUCGACAUAUAAAUUCCAGCGGCUAGAUGAGUCCCAGCUCGCGAGUAUCCGACACAAGUUCGCCAAUCACCGCCUCGUGGAAUUGCAGCAGACCUUCGAGCGCUUGGUGAUCGCAGGAGAUGCUCAGGAUCGGCAGCUGGCGUUUGAGACCGCAGUCUUCCUGUUCCAACUUGCUCAAGAAGAGGCAAUUGAGUCGUCGAAAGAGGCGGAAGCUGACACCACCACUGCCGUCAGCGACGUCUAUGGAGAAUAG